AUGAGUGGACGGCUCCUGGCAGCGGGGAUACUGCCCCUUACCACGCGCCGCGUCGCCGCCGCCCUCCCUGAAGCCGCCGUCCGACACUACCACCGCUUCCGGCUCCCCACCGGAGGCCUUCAACGCGCCGACGCAGCCAUCCACGCGACGAGGCAGCGCGUCUGGCCCCCCAGCAGUGCCUUCCACAAUGCCGUCAUCGUGCGGAACGCCUCGUUCGCGAGGCUCCUGCCCAGGCUGCUGGUCAAGUUCGUGAGGAUACCCGCCAUGUUUGGUGGGCUGAUGAUAGGCGGAGUCGCGUGGGUGCAAUACCAGGCGAUACAGGUCAGCAACUCGGCGUCCGAAAUGUACAAGAACAUGAAGGCGACCGCGGCCGACACCGCAUCAGAUAUCUUUGGCGGUGCGAAGGACAUCGCCAGCCAAAUAGGGAGAGGAUGGGACAAUACGAAAGAGUCGGUCGAGCUCCCAGAGUGGAUGCAGAAGGUGCUUCGGUUACAAGAGGAUAUAGGCACGGGCAAAGGAGGACCAGACCCCGGAGACGAGCCGCCAAAACACAGCAGGUCUGGCAAGGUCAUGACCGGUGCGGCCGCAGCAGGCGCGUGGACCCAGAUCGUGGACGACGAGAGAGAAGGAGAGGAAAUCGCCAACGACGAUCAGAUGAUGGUCCUCACCAAGAAAAUGAUCGAGAUUCGGAAUAUCCUCUCCAACGUCGGCCAGUCCAGUGCCCUCACACUGCCGUCUAUUGUUGUCAUCGGGUCGCAAUCCUCAGGGAAGAGUUCGGUUCUCGAGGCCAUUGUGGGCCAUGAGUUCCUGCCCAAGGGCUCAAACAUGGUCACAAGACGGCCGAUCGAGCUCACUUUGGUCAACACCCCCGAUUCCAAGUCCGAGUACGGCGAGUUCCCGGACCUGGGCUUGAAGACAUCCGACUUCUCCUCCGUUCAAAGGACACUUACGGACCUCAACCUGGCGGUCCCGGACAGCGAGUGUGUCUCUGACGACCCCAUCAGACUGAGCAUCUACUCUCCCAGUGUGCCAGAUCUUUCUUUGAUCGACCUACCGGGCUACAUCCAGGUCGUCGGCCAAAACCAACCCCUGGAACUCAAGUCGAAGAUCGCAGAAUUAUGCGACAAAUACAUCCAAGCGCCCAAUGUCAUCCUCGCAAUAUCUGCGGCAGAUGUCGACCUGGCCAAUUCCACAGCGUUACGGGCGAGCAGGAGGGUAGACCCUAGGGGCGAGAGAACGAUCGGCGUCGUCACCAAGAUGGAUCUGGUGGACCCGAUACGGGGCGCGGCCAUACUGUCAGAUAAGCAGUAUCCCCUCAGGCUUGGAUAUGUUGGGGUUGUCUCUCGCGCACCUGGCGUGAAGACGCUGUUCAACAAGGGAUUGGGCAGCAACCUCACUACCACAAUCGCCAAGAACGAGAAUGCCUUUUUCUCGUCACACCCCUUGGAAUUCGGUCCCGACGUCGGCCUGAGCCUAGGCACACUGACCCUGCGGAAGAAGUUGAUGCACGUGCUCGAGCAAACCAUGUCUGCCAGCCUGCAGAGCACGCACGAUGCGAUAAAACAGGAACUCGAGGAGGCCACCUACGAAUUCAAGGUCCAGUACAAUGACCGGCCGCUGUCAGCAGAGUCGUACCUUGCAGAAAGCCUCGACGCCUUCAAGCACUCUUUCAAGCAGUUCACCGAGGAAUUCGGCCGCCCGCAAAUGAAGGAAAUACUGAAGAAGGAGCUCGAUCAGCGCGUCCUGGAUCUGCUCGCUCUCCGCUACUGGAACAAGCCCAUCACCGACCUCUCGCAACCACCACCUGAGGUAGACACCCUCGCCGACCUACCCAAAGCCGACCCUAACAACCCCUACUGGCACCGCCAGCUCGACGCCUCCACGGCGUCGCUCACAAAGCUUGGUGUGGGUCGUCUGGCUACCAGUGCCGUGGCCACGACGAUCCAGCAGCACAUCGAGCAGUUGAUUGCGCAGUCAACGUUCGCGAACCACCCCUUUGCACGCGAGGCGAUCACCAAUGCCGCGUCGAGCAUUCUGAACGAGAGAUUCUACAGCACGAGUGACCAGGUGGAGAACUGUAUUAAGCCGUACAAGUUCGAGAUCGAUGUCGAGGACAGGGAGUGGACCACCGGCCGGGAGCACGUCGGCGGUGUGCUCAAGGGUGAGCUGGACGCAUGUCAGAGCGCCCUGACCAACCUCGAGAAGGCGGUUGGUGGGCGCAGGAAGAUGAAGGAGGUCAUGGGCUUCGUGGAUAAGUGCCGAAAGGGAGAUAUCAUUGUCGAGGGCGACGGGAGGAUCGGCGCGGGCGGGUUCAGUGCCGCAUUACUGGAGAAGGGCCGAGAGGCAGUCUUCCUGCGGGACCGCGCAGACAUCAUCAACAUGCGGCUGCUGGCGGUCAAGUCACGGCAGUGCAAGGACCUCAAGAACAAGUACUACUGUCCGGAGGUGUUCCUGGACGCGGCGGCGACCAAGCUGGCGCAGACGGCGGUGCUGUUCCUCAACGUGGAGCUGCUGUCCGAGUUCUACUACAACUUCCCGCGCGAGCUCGACGCGCGCCUGGGCCGCCACCUCUCAGACGACCAGAUCGAGCGCUUCGCCAAGGAGGACCCCAAGAUCAAGCGCCACCUCGAGGUCAUCCGCCGUAAGGAGCUGCUCGAGCUCGUCCUCGACAAGAUGGAGAGCCUCAGGCAGCUCGAGGGCCCGCGCGGCGGCGGCGGGGCCAAGAAGGAACGCGAGGGGAGGAAGGAGAAGGGCGGGCGGUGGGGUUUGUUCUGA
Molecule: messenger RNA, 2775 nt
Organism: Diaporthe citri
Lineage: Eukaryota; Fungi; Ascomycota; Sordariomycetes; Diaporthales; Diaporthaceae
Exons: 3
Coding region: 1-2775 (924 amino acids)
Cellular component (GO): microtubule; cytoplasm; membrane
Molecular function (GO): GTP binding; microtubule binding; GTPase activity
Source: RefSeq, a predicted model, not a curated record